UGUCUAAAUCAGACAGAAGUCGGUCGAUACCAUUUUGAGAAAAUGGGUAAAAUGCUAAAAAUCUUCAAAAAUGUCGAAAUUUUUAUUUUUACAUUUUAGGGAUGUUCAAUGUUUCAAGUAUACUCUGUCAAAAAAUCAAUCGAAAAUGAUAACGGGAAAGUGUCGAAAAAGCAGUUUUUCUGCGAGUGUUUUUUUUCGGUCAGUUCGAACUUUUCUGACACUCCGCUCGUUCAGCAAGCUCAAUCCUCGCGCUUUACUAAGCUCCGCCCCUAGCAACGUACGCCAUUGUUGAUUGGCUAUUCUAGUACUCACGCGCCGCUGCAUGACGGGGAUUAUUUGGCUGUAAUCGAUGACCUGGAGCGGAGUUAAGCUGAAGCCAUUUAAACUCGCGUUUUAAUCAGACAUUGUCAUUCCGCUCGUGCUUACAUUACAACACAAAACAGCUUUCGAUCGCGUCAUCAUUACUAUCAAUCAAGUGUUUUAUUACGACUUUGCCGAAAUCAGUUCUUCGAUUCUUCAUUAUGACCCGUCUCGAUCGUGCUCGAAUGAGAGAGGAGAAGGAAGUUCUCGCCGCCAUGGAUGCGUUGGAUGCGGCUAACCUGCGAGGAGUAUCGCCAGAGGAAGAGGCGAGGCUACGUGGUGUAAUUGCAGACUACAUGACUCGGCGAGCCAGUAACAAGACGGAGGAUUCUGAGGGAGAGUUCAGUGACGAUGAUGUGAUUUGCGACCACUUCAUCGAGGAUGAGGAGGAAGAGGAGGGUCGUCUUGAUGAGGAGGCAGAGCCAGAGGAUCUCCCUUUGCUGGAUAUUGACCCUUUGGCAGGACCAGUUAUAGCACCUGGUAAGCACUCCUAG
This is a messenger RNA of Lytechinus variegatus (green sea urchin), 854 nucleotides long. RefSeq lists its product as uncharacterized. Lineage: Eukaryota; Metazoa; Echinodermata; Echinoidea; Temnopleuroida; Toxopneustidae. The transcript has 2 exons. The record is from RefSeq and is a predicted model, not a curated record. The coding region runs from base 522 to 854 and encodes 110 amino acids.